Nicotiana tabacum (common tobacco) is the source of this 2795-nucleotide messenger RNA. Lineage: Eukaryota; Viridiplantae; Streptophyta; Magnoliopsida; Solanales; Solanaceae. The record is from RefSeq and is a predicted model, not a curated record.
AUCAUCAACACAUCUUGCUCAAUAUAUAUAUACAUAUAUAUAUUAGCGCUGACUCUUCACAAAAUCCUCAGCAUUCACGCAACUCCCGCUUCUUUCUCUCUUUUCAGCAUCCCCAACAUAAUAUUGUAACAUAGAAAAUUUGAGAAAAUUCAAAGAAAGUUGAUUUCUUGGAAGUGGGGUUUAUGUAUAGAUUCAUGUACAGUGAUAUAUACAGAGAAAGAGGGUAAUAAUGGAAGAUCAAGGUGAUAUAGAGAAUGAAGGAGGAGGAAUUGGGGUGAUGAUAAUGGAGAAUGGCAAAGAUUUGGAGAGGAAUAUUUCAGCGGUUUCUGAGAGUGGUGUUAGACAGCCAUUGCUUAGUUCUAAAAGCAGAGUCAAUAAUACCUCACAAAUUGCUAUUAUAGGAGCCAAUGUUUGCCCCAUUGAAAGUCUUGAUUAUGAGAUUAUUGAAAAUGACCUUUUCAAGCAAGAUUGGAGAUCUAGGAAAAAAGUCCAGAUAUUUCAAUAUAUAUUCCUAAAGUGGACACUUGUGCUUCUUAUUGGAUUGAGUGUAGGGCUUGUUGGUUUCUUUUUAAACAUAGCAGUGGAAAAUAUUGCUGGCUUCAAGCUUCUGCUCAUUAGUGACUUAAUGCUUCAGGACAAGUAUUUCCGUGGAUUUGCUGCUUAUGCAUGUUGCAAUUUGGUUCUUGCGACUUGUGCUGGAAUCCUAUGUGCAUUUAUUGCACCAGCAGCUGCAGGGUCAGGAAUACCUGAAGUGAAAGCAUAUCUCAAUGGUAUCGAUGCUCAUUCCAUUUUAGCUCCAAGUACUUUAUUUGUGAAGAUAUUUGGUUCUGCUUUGGGUGUUUCUGCUGGAUUUGUUGUUGGCAAGGAAGGACCCAUGGUCCAUACUGGCGCUUGCAUAGCAAACUUGCUUGGACAGGGCGGCUCCCGCAAGUAUCAUCUGACUUGGAAGUGGCUGAAGUAUUUCAAAAAUGACCGUGACCGUAGAGAUUUGAUCACUUGUGGUGCUGCAGCUGGUGUUGCAGCUGCUUUCCGAGCCCCAGUCGGUGGUGUUCUUUUUGCUCUUGAAGAAGUAGCCUCAUGGUGGCGAAGUGCUCUUCUUUGGAGGACCUUCUUCUCGACUGCUGUAGUAGCUAUGGUGCUCAGAUCUUUCAUUGUAUUCUGUCGGAGCGGGAAAUGUGGACUAUUUGGUCAAGGAGGUUUGAUAAUGUAUGAUGUGAAUUCAGGAGCACCUAAUUAUAACACUAUAGAUGUACUGGCAGUGUUGUUAAUUGGAGUUCUUGGAGGCCUUCUCGGAAGCCUUUAUAAUUAUCUAGUGGACAAGGUCCUCCGGACUUACAGCAUCAUUAAUGAGAGGGGUCCUGCUUUCAAAGUCUUGCUCGUAAUGACCAUUUCAAUCCUGAGUUCUCUUUGCUCGUAUGGUCUACCGUGGUUUGCAACUUGCACACCAUGUCCUGUAGGCUUGGAGGACAAGUGCCCUACUAUAGGUCGCUCUGGAAACUAUAAGAAUUUCCAGUGUCCAGCGGGGCAUUACAAUGAUCUAGCCUCCCUGUUUAUGAAUACCAAUGAUGACGCCAUCCGCAAUUUGUUUAGCUCAGAUAAUUCCAGCGAAUUUCACCUCUCUUCGCUUUUUGUCUUCUUUGCUGGGGUAUAUUGCCUUGGCGUCGUUACUUAUGGAAUUGCUAUUCCCUCUGGGCUAUUCAUUCCCGUCAUACUUGCCGGUGCCUCCUAUGGACGUUUUGUUGGGACUGUCUUGGGUUCGAUAUCCAAUCUUAAUAACGGCCUCUUUGCUCUCCUUGGUGCUGCUUCCUUCCUCGGGGGUACUAUGAGGAUGACGGUAUCCAUCUGUGUCAUACUACUUGAGCUCACCGAUGACCUGCUAAUGCUUCCAUUGGUGAUGCUUGUGCUCCUUAUUUCAAAGACUGUGGCUGAUUGUUUUAACCAUGGUGUCUAUGACCAGAUUGUGAAAAUGAAAGGCUUGCCUUAUUUGGAAGCACACGCCGAACCAUACAUGAGGCAAUUAGUUGCAGGAGAUGUUUGUUCAGGGCCUUUAAUUACAUUUUCAGGUGUUGAGAAGGUAGGGAACAUAAUACAUGCUUUGAAGUUUACUAGACACAAUGGGUUUCCCGUGAUUGAUGCACCGCCAUUCUCAGACGCGCCAGAGUUCUGUGGACUUGCUUUAAGGUCACACCUACUUGUUUUGCUCAAAGCAAAGAAAUUCACGAAACUAAGUGUAUUGAGCGGCUCCAGUAUUUUGAGGAGUUUUCAUGCGUUUGAUUUCGCUAAGCCAGGAUCGGGGAAGGGGCCUAAGCUCGAGGAUUUGUCCUUCACCGAUGAGGAGAUGGAAAUGUAUGUAGAUCUCCAUCCUGUCACAAAUACAUCUCCAUACACAGUAGUGGAAACCAUGUCUCUGGCCAAAGCUGCAAUCCUUUUUCGACAACUUGGUCUGAGACACUUGUGUGUUGUACCAAAAAAGACUACCGGGAGGGAUCCAAUAGUUGGAAUUUUGACAAGGCAUGACUUUAUGCCAGAACAUAUAAAGGGACUGUACCCACAUUUGGUCCAUCACAAGUAGCAGAGAGAAAGUAGCUCUUUUAACAGGCAAUGGGGCAACCUUUAUUUAGGGAGUGUUAUACAUCACUCCACAUUGAGCUCUGUACACUAUCUUGCCAAAUUUUCUCAUUGACAAAGAAUUUAGUGGUCUCAAUUAGAGCAAAAGUUUUCCUUUACUUUGAAUUAUUGAACUUUCUUGUUUUGAUGGUUUAACAAAUAGUAUUGCAUAGAUGAUUAUAAUAACA